Molecule: messenger RNA, 7567 nt
Organism: Trachemys scripta elegans
Lineage: Eukaryota; Metazoa; Chordata; Testudines; Emydidae
Gene: TIGD4
Product: tigger transposable element derived 4
Exons: 2
Coding region: 1053-2594 (513 amino acids)
Cellular component (GO): nucleus
Molecular function (GO): DNA binding
Source: RefSeq, a predicted model, not a curated record
GCUCUGCGGGGGACUCGGCCGCACACCGUGAAUCCCCCUCACCUCACCCCGCUGGGGGCAGCCGGGCAGGGGGCGCGGCGCAGCCUCCCCCGCCCCUAGAGAAGAGCGGGCGGGGCUCCGGGUGGGCUGGGACCGGACAAGGGCGCUGGGUGUGUCCUGGGGAGUCUCUCGCUGACGCUCGGGCGGCGGGCGGGCAGGCAGGUUCCUCCCGGUACCUGUCGCUGCAGCGCUGGGGCCAGCCAGGCUGAGCGGCGCCCCGACCCGCACGGUCUGUCUCGCAGGGCCCGGCCGCCGCUCCGCUGGAGGUGCUGCGUGGCGCAGAGAUGUUAGACUCCCCGCCCUCUGGUUACCUGGUGGGCUGGGGACACCGUGCGGGGGACGGGCCCUUGCUCGGCUCUCCAGCCAGUGGCCUGAGGUGAAGGAAACAAUUGGCCUGGAGGGAACCUGCUGCCAGCAGCAAAGUCUUUCCUAGGCUGUGGUCCUGCACAAAAGGAACACCAGACAGCUCAGCAUCCAUUAAAAAAAUAUUGUUUAUCCAUACAGGAAAGGGCACUGGAGGCCACUUUCUUAAUUAAAAAAAAAUGACUAUGUUCUCUUCUUUGAAUUAGUUCCUAGGUGUGGUCAAGGAUUAUAACGCACCAGAAAUAAAUCAGUGGGACUGAAAGGUUUUUAUAUCUAUGUCAAUGAAGUCAUCCUUUCCCCACCCUUACUUUUUCAGUCUUUUUGGGGUGGGAGGCGUGAGGGCAAUUUCCCAGAAUGAACCUGAAAGGAACUUGUAAUCAUUGUUAAUUUGUAUAAAUACUAACUUAGUUUUUAGACUACUCUUUCUAGAUAAAGACAUUCAAAGAAGUAAGAGAGGCUAAAUUGCUAUUAAUGUACUGAUAGUAUCCAGGAAGAUACCAGUGACUUUAUCACAUCAGCAUUCACAAUGUGAUGACUGUGACAUCAGUAUAUAUACUUGAAAACUAAUCCAAUUAAAGAAGCUGAUAUCAGACAGGACUAGAAAGAGUGUUUGUUUGUGUGUGCUUGUUUGUAAAAGAGUGCAGGAUAUCAUGGCAGAGACUUCAGUGGAUCCCUCAUCUUUACCUGUAAUAAGGAAGAAGAAAAGUUUAUCCAUUGAGGAAAAAAUUGACAUAAUAAGUGCUGUGGAAAGUGGCAAGAAAAAAGCAGAUAUUGCAGCAAAAUAUGGCAUAAAGAAAAAUUCAUUGUCUUCAAUUAUGAAGAAUAAAGAUAAGGUUCUAGAAGCCUUUGAGUCCUUACGAUUUGAUCCUAAAAGAAAAAGACUAAGAACAGCUUUUUAUACAGAUCUGGAAGAGGCAUUAAUGAAGUGGUACAGAAUUGCUCAGUGCUUGAAUGUACCAGUAAAUGGCCCAAUGUUGCGUUUCAAAGCUAAUGAUUUUGCUCAGAAACUUGGACAUUGUGAUUUUAAGUGCAGUAACGGCUGGCUUGAUCGUUUUAAAUCAAGAUAUGGUUUAGUAUUCAGAUCUCAGUCUAUGGAACCUGUGGCUACUACAGCAGAUACUUUAACUGUUUGGUACCAAAAUGUUCUUCCUUAUUAUUUAAAUGAUUAUCAGCCAAAAAAUGUGUUUAAUGUAAAGGAGACUGGAUUGUUUUAUCGGAUGUUACCUAAUAAUACUUUUGCAUUUAAAGGGGAAACUUGUUCUGUUGGCAAGCUAAGCAGAGAGAGAAUAACUGUAGUGGUUGGUACAAAUAUGGAUGGCUCUGAGAAACUUCCUUUGCUUGUUAUUGGCAAAAAUAAAAAUCCGCACUGCUUUAAAGAUAUAAAGUCACUGCCUGUGGAUUAUGAGGCAAACGAUAUGGCAUGGAUGACCUCAGAAGUGUUUGAACAAUGGAUGCGUAAACUUGAUGAGAGAUUUCAAGCACAGCAGCGGCGAGUAGUAUUUUUUGUUGACUCUUUCCCGGCUCACCCAGAGGUAAAGAAUCUAAAGUCUAUUGAACUGGUAUUCUUUCCUCCAUGCUUAUCAUCCAAAUUUAUAGCUAUGAAACAGGGAGUUAUAAGAAGUCUGAAAAUCAAAUACAGGCAUCGUCUUAUCAAGAGAUUUGUAGACUGUGUAGAAGGUAGUAAAGAAUUUACAUUGACUCUACUUGAUGCAGUUGAUAUGUUGCACCUGUGCUGGAGGAAUGUAACUCCAGAGACUGUUGUUAAAAGUUACAAAGAAGCAGGAUUCAAAUCACAAGCGGGGGAAAAUGGUGACACAGACAGGGAGAUUGAAAGUGGUUUAGAUUUGAUUGCACAUGCAUUGGCAGCUGGGGUAGAGUUUCCAGAAGGUUUAUCUUUGGAGGAAUAUGCAGCUUUGGAUGAUGACUUGGUAACAUGUGAAAUGCCCACAAAUAAUGAAAUGAUACGGACCAAAGAAAGCACUUCAGUUAAAACUGAGUUCUUUGUUUAUGAUGAAGAGGAAGAUGAAGGUGAUGGAUCUCCAGGAAUUGAACAGCCUUUGCCAUCAAAAAAUGAGGCUCUGACUGCUUUAGAUACUCUUCGAAGGUUUCUCAGAGGUCAAGACAUGAAUGAGUUUCUUCAUAAUUCCCUAGCAGAUCUAGAUAAUUUUGUUCAGCAUGUAGCAUCUAAAUGAGGGUUUAUCCAAGUAUGAAAGCAUUUAAAUGGAAAAACUAGUUAUUUAGCCAGUUAAAAAUCAAAUAAAAACCUGCAGCAUGGUUCUGUGGUUUGCUUUGCAAACAUAUAUCUAGGUAUGAUGAAUAAAAUUUUAAAAUAAUAGAGCUCUGAACUGAGGACUUCCAAGGAUAAGGGGAUGAUAAACUAAAAUUGGAUGGGGAGAGGAGUAACCAACCUUUGUGUAUUCUUGGGCCUUUUAACUUGAUAACUGUGGAAGGUACAAGAAAAGUAAAAAUGAUUUUCCAGUUGAUAAAUGUAGGCGAAUAUUGAACUGGCAGUUUGUUCCCUUUUUUUAUUGAUUUUCCGCCGUCCCUCCCCCCAUGAAUAGUCCCACUGAAGUUAGUGGAAGUUUGUAUAGUAUUUCAAUAACGAUUUAUAAGAUUAAGCCUUAGGACUUUUACUCUGUUUUAAAACCCCCCCUCCCAAAAAAAGUUUGAGCUCUUAGCGAACUAAAGUUUUUUUAAUGUAGAACUUUCUUCCUGUUAAAGAAUCCUAGUGAUGAUAUGUAGAUAUCAGAAUUUGUUUUUUAAAUGGGAAACAGUGGAAAAUUGGUGCUUGUUUUAUUUUUAGAAGAUAUGUUUGACCUGGAUCUAUAUGAAUAGCACAACCAUGCACCAAAGUUUAAACAAAAACAAACUUGACACUAUUUGAUGGGUUGUACAUCAGAGUUCAAAAUGGAGACCCACUUAACUCUAUUUCAGCCUUUAGAUAUCUGAAAUUUGGGUUUGAUAUAGACCCGUCUAUACUACUACUAUAUUUUUCUGUGGUAAAUAGAACAAUUUAGGAUUAGAUUAUGCAGUAUCUGCAUUAUAAAUCUCACAAAACUCUUGUAUUUACUGCACUCAGUAACAGUAUUGAUAUAAACCAAGUAAAGUACUUAAACUUGUAUUUGUGAAAUACAUAAUAUAGAAGCUUUAUCUAUACUAGGAUUUUAUGCACCAGUGAAAGCUCAUAAUGUACAUGUGGUUUGAAUUGGUGCAAUUUAUAACAUGGUAAAUUACACUGCACUCCUAAACUGAGCCUAGAGUAGAGGCAUGUCAGAGUGCAGCUACAUGAGAGGCUAAAAUCCCACAGUAGAUGAGGUCUAGCAUUUGUAAAACUUAAAACAAAAACAAAUGUUCAUUUUUAAGCAUAUUGUAGAUAUUUCUUUACCAAAAUAUUAGUUUUUUAAAAGUCAAUAACUUUAAAGUUUUUCUGAUUUUUGAGAAAAUACUAUAUUUUAUAGGAGUACUUUAGAAAACCUCUAAGUGUUAUAGAAUCUAUUGUUGGAGCUAGUAUCUAAACCUUACUCCAUGUUUUUUAAAAUUCUUGGUUAUUUUAAUGUUCUGUUUGGAAAUUAAUAGUUCGAGUGAGACUAUAUUUAUUUUACAUUUACAGGAUACUGUAUCCAAUUGUAAAUACAAUGUUUUCUGGUAGCAGAGAUGUAUCAAAGUGUUAUCUUACGAAUCAUGAUGUUCCUUUUCAUGUGACAAAUUUCCUAUGGCUAAAUUGCAUGAAUCUUUCAGGAGAAUUGUUGUCUACAACGAUAUUAAUUAUCUACUUUUUGGUUUCUUGUUUCAAAACGACUAACAGUUCUAUAAAAAAAAAAAUUGGUCUCCUUUUCUGAAUGACAAAUACAGUCAACAUCUGACCCAGAGAUUUAUAGAUUAUGUAGAAAACGCAUCCCACUCCAUCGUCCUCUUAGAAUGCUGUUGGAAGAAUAUAGAUUUUUGUGGAUUGUAAAUUGGAAGGAUAGAUUGUGUCAGUCACUAAAUGCUCUCCCAAUGUUUAGAAAACAUUACUUCUUAUACAAGCUAAGGCUAUUUUAAAGCUACAGAAAAUGAAAGGUUAAAUACCAUAAAACCUGUGACUAAUUUUCCUUUAAUAUUAUUAUGAUUUGAAGCUUGUCAAAUACUUUGUUGACAUAUGUUUACCUUAGUGUGGCUCCAAUUAAAGCAAAAUCCCAGUGGCCCUGAUCCUGCAAGCCAAUCUACCUAGCAGACCCUACAGCCGUGACAGUGGGUGUCAGUGGGUCUGCAGAUGGGUGCAGGGACCACAUGCUUAAAUUGCCUGGCUAAGGAACCUGACCUUGCUUCCUUCUAAGUCAAUGGCAAAACUUGAAUUAACUAAAUGGAGUAGGCUUGCACCCUAAAUAGUGAAGAUGAAUUAUCUUUAUUGCCUGAUGUAAUAAGUGAGCGAUGUAAAGGGGGCAUGAACACAACAGAAUUUUUUUUUUUUUAACCCAAGGUCUUGUGAAAUAGUUGGAAUCUUUGGAAACAGAUUUAGAAGAUCAGGAGAAACUGAAAUAAGCAGGUCUCUGAACAACUAAACAAGCAAAGAUAAUGGACAGCAAUAGGCACUAUAAUAAUGUUUUACUGAAAUAAUUUUAUGCAGAAUAGUAUCCUAGUAGAUCUUAUAAUUAUAAUUAAGAUUUUUUUUUUUUUUGCUAUUUUGUGCAGGGGCAAUGUGUGACCAUGGGAAAUACCAGAAAUUCAGGGGCUUGAAAAGUCUGAGUUUAUUCAUGUAACAAAACUAGGCAGGAGCAAGAAAUAAGUUAUUACUUUGACUUUAGACAUUGAAAGUGAAUUGUAGAUCUUUCAUUUAAAAAAAAAAAAAACCUCUCAAGAUUCCGUAUUUUUGAUAUUAUACACUUGAGAACUCAGUAUUUUCAAACCUCUUUUUUUUUUUUCAUGUUGAGGCCAGCUAUAGAACUCUUGCAUUGAACUAUUUUUGCAGCUAACCACAUUAAACUUGAGUAAAAUUUUCAAAAGCACCUGACUGACUUAAAAGUUUGUCUUGUUUUCAAAAGUGUCUUAGAAAGCCACUUUUGAAAAUGGGACUUAGGCUCUUAAGUCAAUUAGGUAUUUUAAGUCCAAUUUCCUAAGUCACUUUUGAAAACAAGACUCAAACUUUUAAGUCAGGUGUUUUUGAAAAUUUUACUCUUGCUCUCAGAACACUAGCCAGUACAAAAGUGAGAAUGCACUGUCUAGCAGCAGACUAGUAGCAGAACUUUAAAAUAAUUUGAGAUUCUGUGUUGAAACUUAAAACGGGUUCAGCUGUUGUUGUUUCAAGUGGUUGUAAUAUGAUCAACUGUUUCAGAGGGAAAAUAUUCUUCAAGUCUUGAGUGGUAAUGGUGGGAAAGGAAUUUGAAUAUGUAAAUAUAUUUUUAACUUUAGUCCACAUACUCAUUUAUGAAUAUUUUUUAAUUGCUUAAUGUAAAUCUGCCAAGCACACAAAGAUUAUUCAUUUUAAAAAGGGGAGAGGAUGAAAGGAAUUGUGGCUUCAAACUGAAAAAUGUUUGAAAUUAUGAACAUUUAUAUAAAAGGCAGUUUGCUUGACGUCAUUCUAUUUGUUAGGCUAUUAUUUUAUAUAUUUGUACACUUAUUCCUCCAUAGUCAUCCUCUUGCUUUAGCCUUCAGUGAGUUAAUAAUUUUGUACAGUGAGAUUGCACUUUUUAUUUUUAUUUUUUUUUAUUCAAAUCAGGUCUGUCAGAGUCAGUAUCAUAUUCUCACUGGUAGAUCAGGUAAGAAGGAAAAAGGAGCCAUCUUAAGAACAUAAUUUCAAUAACUUGCAAACAGGGCCAGAAAAAUAAAAAAUGUAAAGGUAUGUUUGAUAUACUUGAAAGCCUUCUCCAGCAUAAAGGUCACUGUUUAAAGUGUGUGUUUCAAGUUAAAUUUACUUUGUAAGACAACAUCUGCCUUAGAAAAUUUUAGUAAAAAUAACCCACUGGGGGAUUUUAUUCUUGUGGCAUAAUUCUGCAAGGUUCUGAGAGGUUCUAAGCAUGCACAACUCCCUUUGAAGUUGCUGGGACUUGAGGAUGCUCCUCACCUGACAUGAGGCUGUCAAUAUCUAGACUCCUAGUGCUUACGGAAAAUUACUUGGAAAAAUUUCCUAUGCAUCCAGAGAUCAACAAAAGAGAGGGCAGCAGCUUGUUUGAGAAAUGUAACCAUAUGUUCCCAUGUACCAGAGAGAUGUAAUAUUCUGACAGCUAGGUAAGCUGGAAGUAAUAGAUCAGUAGUACUGGGUUUUAUUACAUAUUAGUAUUUAUAUAAGUCUUGAGAACCACAUUUUUAAAGGUGCAAAAUUUUGUUCAAUAUGUUUUUAGUUGAAAAAUACUAUACAUUGUUAGUCCUUUUGUGUACAGUAGAAAACAUCAGUUAUAUGCAAGUAUAGAUUUAAGAGAUGUGGAUACAGUUUCCCUGUUUCUGGGGCACUGAAAAAGGAGGUUCAAGUAACCUAUAUUUUACACCAAAACCUCACUAAAUUUGUAGCUGUGAUUAGUAAUGGUCUCAACUGUAAAUUAGCUUAAAUUGUAACAACCACUAAAAUAUAUAACUGAAUACACAUUUAUGAGAUUCCUUGUGGUUUUGUUACACUGAAAUGUGAUAUAUAGCCCACUCCAAUAAUAAUACACUGAUUGGGGAAGCACAAACCCGACAGUACUAAGGACACUUGAAAAUGACAUGGAAGACCAUGGUGAUUUAUCACACAAAGUGAGAAACUUUUUUUUGCCAGUUUUCCUAGAACUUUUUUGUAUAAGUUUUGUCAGAACCUCACCAUUCUCUCUCACACAGAACCUUUACAAUUAAAACUUCUUGUCCUAUGUUAGAGCCAACACUCCUGCCUGAGAACUCCAUGGAGAUUCAUCCAGAGUCUGCAAAUGCCUCUUCCCAGGUUGCUGGCGUGCUCACUAUUGAAUUGAGCGAGGCACUCUUUCUCUUCCCCACCACCCACCUAGGGUCCUAUUCUACCUGUGAAGAGAAAAAAACACCUUUGGUGCAACCACUGAUCCACCAUAUUAAUUAAACCUAAACCAUGUUUAAAAUUCAGCAGAACCAGUAGUAGUACAGUGGGGAUUACUAUAUAUUGGGAAAUUUUAUAGAUAGGCUUUAAGGAAUGAGUGAAGGAAGUAGGGCUGGUGUAAGGAAGUUUUGCACCCUAGGCGAAACUUCC